AUGGACCUGGGAGCCCAUGCCUGGGACCGUAGCCCCGAGAUCGACCUGGGCCACCUUUCUACUCCAAGGCGCCCUCAUGCUGGAAGGCGGCCUGCGAGCGCCCGUGCGGGUCAGGAUCCUUGGAAGGCGGGCGUGCCUCAAGGGUUCACCUACAAGAGGAGCGUCCGGGCGACGGCGCUGGCAACGCCCGCGAGUCCACAUCCCGCGGUCGUCCCCUGCCACUCCUCCGUGCUGUCAGGGGGACUGCCUGCGGACCCGCAGGUGGAGCCCCCCAGGAGGCCCUCGUCUUCGCGCCGGAGGCCCUCGCCUUGCUCGCGCGGGCCGCCCCGGUGCCUCGCGGAGGCGUCAGACCCGCUCUCCCAGCUGGCGCGCUUCGCGCAGCUGGUGCGCGAGAGGUGGGACCAGCCUGGCCUGUGGAAGACGCUGCACCUGCCCCUGCGGUCGCUCGUUCCGUGCGAGGACGUGUGCGUCGUCGCGCGCUCGAUCGGCCCGCCGCCACGGCAGGAGGCUUGUCAAGGCCCCUUCCGCAAGGACGUCCGGCAGUCCAUCCGAGGGCAUGAGCUCGUGAGGCACGUGGAGAACUGGAACCCUCAGCGCAUCGAGGGGCAGGCGGCGCUGAGGCGGCAGAUAUGCAGCAUUCCUUCGCCGGAGGCAGAGAGGCACAAGUGGUUGCAAUACGAGACCGCGUCCUCGGUGGCAUGUGGAAGAGGCAGCAUUGACAAUCAGGACGAGACGGUAUUUGAGCCCCAGGUCAAGACUAUCAGGUGCCUUGCAGCAGUGCCACUGUGUGACGACAGGGGCUGUGUUGUGGCGGUGGUCAAGUUCAUGAACCGCACCUCCAGCGAUAAGCUUCCUGUGCCAGAGUUCUCCAGGACAGACUUACAGUUGUUGCAGGCCCUCGCGGACGUCUUCCAGUGCGUCGCUCAUGGCCCUCUGUUGAGCGCACCAGGUGUUGGACUCGCUCGUCCACCACAUGUGGAGUUGUCGGUAUCAGACGACAAUGUGGGAGCCACAGUCAGCUGGCAGAUCCCCGAGGAAGUGGGCCCCACACUCAUCCACGAGAUCUCUUACGCGGUUGUUGAUGGCACAGUCCUCUCCGAAUGGCAGGUCAGUGAGGAUCAUUGGCAACCCGUGCCAUGCGGAGCCCUUGUCCCGUCCCCAGUGGAGGAAUUUUCGCCUGGCUUCACCAUGGGCCAGCAUUUCCAGUACGAGGUGACGGGGCUCAAGGCCGAUGCGUGGUACGCCUUCAGAGUGCGCGUUGGAAGCCUGUCCGCGAUGUCGCCUUGGUCUUCACCAUCGAAGCUGUCCACGAUGCUCGCGCCGCCGUACCCCAGGGUAGGCGAGGUCGUCGACGUCUCGCCCGCAGGCGACUCCGAGGUGCUGCUGAAUUGGCUACCUCUCUGUACCUGCGGAGGUGGCCUCACGAAGGUGGAGUACUGCGUGGUCGUCUCUGGUGUCGCAAGAUCUGGUGCAGCAGACGAUGGCAGCCUUCCGCAGCGACUGUCAGACGUGUUCAUUAGUGAUGGUACCGAGCCACGAGAGACAGUCCGCAUCUCAGGCUUGAACUCCCUCAUGUCGUAUGCGUUUGAGGUCCGAGCAAGGUACCCUCGUGUCGGCACGAGGGAGUUUUCGCUGGCGCUGCAGGCCGACGAGUUUGUGUUCCCGGGCCUCGACUACACCCUCCUGGCGCCACACCCUCUGGCUUUCGGCUCGACCGGCGGCGUGGGGCUGCCCACUCUGCCGCAGUUGACGCUUUGGUGGCCGUACCCACCACAGCUGCAGGAGGGCCUGAUUCUGCAGUACCGCACUGCGUUCGCCACCGCUGGCGACACGGGCCAGCUCCAGGAGCUCCAGGUGUCUGGCUGGUUCGAGCAGAGACUGGAGGAGGUGAUGUACACGCUCCGGGAGCACAGCGACGCGGCAGGCAUGGCCUGCGCGCUUGACAUUCCUGCCAUCGAAUCUGGACUUGCAGUGCAGUUCCGCGUCCUGGCCAAAUCGCCAAGGAGCCGCGUGUCGCCCAAUUCUGUGUGGUUUCAUCCGAAGCCCGUGGAGCCUGCUGCGGAAGUCUGCAUGGAGCUUGUCUGCUGUGAGGACGGGGGGCCUGCGCUGCAGAUUGCUUGGGACAGCCGCCAGGAGCUUGACCUGAGCCCGUUAAAUCAUAGUCCUGAAGGCUGUGCAAUUUGCCACGACCUCGCAGGUGGUCGUGGUCCCGUCGCCACGCACUUCCAACUGCGGCUCAGGUGGAUCUUGCAAGAUGAUGCCCAGGUGGCUGGUGAUUGGAGGGAGCUGCAGCCUGAGCCGCUGCCGCAGGCGUCGACGAUCCCUACCAGCGUGGCGAGCGACCUGCCUUACAGGUGGUUGCUACGAGAGAGCCAUUGGUUCGCGCAGGUAGGCGUGGUGCUUGAGGCCGAGCUCCGCCUCGGAAACGCUCUCUCGUGGUCGUGCUGGUCGCCAGGUGGCAGAGUCCUCGUGUCAGCCCGUCCGCCAGUCCCGCCCCCUGGCCACGCGCUUGAGGUCAAGGCCGUGGGUCGCGACGCCGUCCGGCUCGCGUGGCACCAGUUUCGCCCUGGGUGGCCGCAGCUCAGAGCGCUGGAGUAUUCGGUUCUCUGCCUGGAGCUGCUGGCCGGCACAGGCACCGCGCCCGAGCCCGGUCGCCCCACUGACAGCGAAGUCUGGACAAGCGACCGGCAGCCGUUUGUUUUCGACGGCAAGACAGUGUACGAGUGGAUGCAGACUGCGGACGACACCCACCUGUUCAUUGAGGCCCCCUCAACGAUUGGCAAAGCCCAUUUUGAGAUCAACAUCCGGAUCGAACCCGAGCACUUGAGGGUCGGGCUCAAGGGGCAUUCGCCGUUCCUAGAUGAGGAACUCUUCAGCCUGAUCAGUCCGAACAGGUCCUCCUGGAUGAUUGACGGCGGUGAGGUGCACAUAGUGCUGAAGAAGGCCCACAGGGGCGAGACUUGGGGCGCCGCCCUCAAGGCACAUUGCCAGCUGCUCGACACGCCACUUGGGCUGGAGGCGAGCCAUUCGGUGAUGCUCGGAGGCGCCCAGAAGGAGCCCGACGUGCAGCCGAGCUCCUGGCAGACGUGCAUGGUCAUCAGGCACAGCGGUGCCGAGGCCGAUGCGCCCCUGGAGUGCAACAUUGGCCCCCUCCUGCCAGACAGGGCCUAUCUGUUCGCGGUGGAGGGCAGGUAUUUGGGGCUGCCAGCGCGGGUAGCCCAGGACGCCGUCGCCAGGCUGCAGGCGCCGAGCCCGCUGCUUCCCAGAAGCUUCCACCUCCUUACGGGGAGGCUGACGGCGUCCGUGUCGCUCGAGGACAGCCCGUCGUGCUCCGCUGGCUUCAAGCUCAAGCUCGACUGGUCGUUACAGGCCAUGCCUGCGGGCGCCCGGCUGCCAGAGGCCCUCCUGUACCAGAUCCGGGCCUCGCCACGUGCUCGCCUGGGCUCCGCACUUGGUAACGAGCCCUGCCUUGUGCUGUCGCCGGCCCUGCUGCCCGAGCAGGACGCCUCAGCGCGCAGCCCCGCCAGCUUCGCGGUGGCGUCGCGCUCCUUGCACAUGGGGUCGGCCAGCGUCACACUGAGAGGCUCCGAUCUCGAACCCCUGCUUGGCGCUCGUAAGCCUCUGGAGCUGCAGGUACGCCUCGGCCACAUCUUGGAGGGGGCGUGGAGCGACUGGUCGCCGUCGUCCGAAGCCGUGGAGCUGACGCUCGAGCCCCCAGUCCCACCCGCCAGAGCGUCGCUAGAGGUGCUGGAGGAGCUCUGGAAGGAGGGGGGGAUGCCAGCCGAUGCGGCGCAUGGCGUCCGCCAUGUACUCCUCUCGUGGCCCCCCUUCAGGCCAGCGCAUGGCGCGAGGUCAGACUGGCACGACCAGCUGCACAUCGAGUACAAGGUGGAGGCCCAGGCGUUCGCCGAUGUGGGUGCGAAAGGCGCGGAGAGCAAGUUGGACCUGGACAUGACUUUCGAGUGCUUUGUCUCGCUGUCGCCAGUUGCUGCCGAGCCCCCUGUGAAGCACAGCGUGCAGGUGCCAGGCGAAAGGCUGAACGCGCUGCGUCGGUUCUCGUUCACCGUGUCGGCCCGCUACACGUUCGCGGACGGUGCACCAGUCCCGGUGCCGCUGGACUCCGGCCCGCGAGGCGGCCUGUCGUCGCAGGGCGCGUACUGCCCAACUCCGCCCCCGCGCCCGCCCGCCAGCCUGGAGCUGGUUGCUUCCUCGAACGACGAUGAGGCUAGCCCGUCCGGUGUUCUGCUCGUCCUGUCAGAGGCGGCGUCCGCCACGGAGCACGUUGCCCUGCGUGUUGAGGCUCGUGCUGGGCGUGGCCGAGCCAGGGGUGUUGCUCCAGUGGGCGAGUGGUCACCAUGCACCGUGGAAAGUGUGUCAGCAACACUUUCUGGCCAGCAGUUGCUUGUCACAGAUCUUCCCUCGAAGGUCUGCCAGUUCCGACUGCGCCGUGACACCUUGGUGUCAGAACCCUCGGAGUGGAUCGACACGGAGGUGUGGAGCCCUGCGGUCCUGGAGGGGCAUUGGCUGAAGUGCAACGACGGGCUCGUGCUCGACAGCAGCUUCGAGGCGGUCCUCAGCGCAUUGCAUGGCCCACCUUUGGAGCCAGAGCUGGCAUUAAAAGGUCUUGGUGUGGCGCUGUGCCUCUGCGGCGGUGUUGUUUCCGCGUGGUUUGCGUGGCCACGAGAACCGCCAGGAGAUCAUGCUGCGGAGAUUACCAGAUACCAGCUGCGCUGCUGCACAGCCGGCGGUGGCUGGGAGGAGCUGCCCGCAGAGGGCAUCCGGGUCACGAGCUCGAGUUCGAGCGUCGCCGAUUGCCACGUUACAGAGCUCAGUCAGGGCCUGUCGUACCAGUUUGCUCUCCGGCUUUGCAAUGAGCUUGGCGCAUGGUCUGCUUGGACAGCUCCCACGGUUGCGAUGGUCACGUGUUUGUCUGCGCCGAUUCCUGGGCACCUCGUGAAGGCCAGCGGCAUCUCCGUAGAGGUGCCGACCCCCUCCAGCGUCAGGCUGGCGUGGCGGCCAUUCUGCAUCCCGCGGCGCCCAGACUGGGAGAUUGCGCCUCCCAUCUUGCUCGGCACGGGCGGCAGGCUGGCUGCGGGUGAGUAUGAGGUCGUCGUCCGCGCGGAGGGCGGCCACACCGUCGCCGCUCUCCUGACCCAAGGGCCGUUGCUGUUGGAGGAGCUGCCAAUGGACGUGGCCGACGUCCCAUGGGUCGAGGUUGAGGUGGAGGCGCUGGAGCCACACCGGUCUGUCAUCUUCGAGCUCAGGGCACGCCUCCCUGCAGCUCCAUGGGGGGACUCUUUCAUGUCGCCCCUGCUGGCGCCACGCUUGCUGCCCAUCGGGGUGUCAACCCCUGGCGUGGAGUUCGUGCUCCGCCCCCAGAGGGGCCAGGCUUAUACGCGGAUGCAGGCGCUGCUGCUGCUGAAGUGCGACAUCCAGGGCUUCUCCGCGGUAGCCACGGCGGCGGCGGCGGCUGCGGCUGCAGUGCCUGCACAGGAGGCUGCUGGCGCGGGGCAGGUCGAGCGCCCAGCUUACAACGUAGGCGCCGCGAAGCUUGCGAGGCUGCAGUUGCGGAGCUCGGCGGCGGAUGCGGACACGGGAAAGCGGCUCGAGGCAUGGAGCGAGUGGCCAGACGCGCAGGCUCGUGCACAGGACAGCCCCCAGCUUUUUGAGCACGAGGUGCCGCUGCCCUCCCCAGCCGUGUGCAGGCCGGGGCAGUAUGUGUUCAGCCUCCGCUGCUCCGACGAGCACGGACGCUGGACGCCGUGGUCCACGCCGUCCUGCGCCGUCUCCAUCCGCGUGCCGCCCCUGACCGUGAGCGGGCUGCGCGCCGUGCCCCUCGGCCCCACGGACGCACGCCUGGAGUGGAGCCCCUGCGCUGGCGUCGGCGCGCUCCCCCUGGCCGAGGGAGACGUAGAGUACCGCCUGCACAUGACUCAGAGCGGCAGAGGCAGCACCAGGGCGAUCGUCCUCGACGGCUUCCGGAGUGACCUCGGCACUGGUGGGACUCGGCAGCGCGAGGUUUACAAUUUGGACGCCCAUUCCGAGUACGUGUUUUUCUUGGCUGCUCGCCCGACCAACGUGACCCCGUGGCUGAACGGCUACGAGUGGGGCCCCGACGUUUCAGUUCGGCUGCCAGCACGGGUGAUGUGCAGCUGA
Messenger RNA from Prorocentrum cordatum, 6156 nucleotides. Lineage: Eukaryota; Dinophyceae; Prorocentrales; Prorocentraceae. The record is from the annotation of a GenBank genome assembly.